GUAGAGAAUCGACAUUUGGAGAGAAAAGACGCUAUUAACACGAAAGCACUACACCAGUAAACUAAUAAGUAAAAACAACUACAACUGAAUAUAAAUAUAAUAAGUGUGCCAAUUAAGAUAUUCAACUGAAAGAACAACAAAUUUACCGGAGAAAUUGAAAACAUGAAAACGUUACGGAAUACUUUCGCGCUUGCCGCAAUAAUAGUUAGCUGUGCAACAUUUGUUGCUGCUUUGCCCCGGCCAGCUAACGAUCCCAACGCCGAGUAUGAAUUGAUAAGCGGUGGCGCCCAGGUUGGUCCUAAGCCCACUUUUGUACCGGUAACGCGAAAACCGCUGAUAAUUAACACCCCACCGCCGACUCCAGCCAACUCGAAGAACUUCGCCUUUGACCCGAUCACCAAAACAUGGACUCUAGUGAAGAAGGACGCUCCCAUACCAUCGGAAGGCACACUCAUAUGGAACCAAAGCAACGACAAAUGGUUGACCGAAACAGCCAGGCGCGUCUAAUGAUGCCAACGACAUUUAUGGAUGAUUAAAAGUAAUUUUUGAAGCAAAUGCAAUUGUUUUUAUUUUUAAGGUCAUAUGCAAAUGUGCACUGAUGUGAUAAUGUGUAACUGUUUUAAUUGAUCACUUCACAAACACACAUACACAUAUGUACACAUUUGUAUUUGUUAAUAUUUUUAUUGUUGUAAAUUUGUUUUAUCAGAAAAACAAAAGAAAUCAUUGCACUUUAUAUAUAUAUCGAUUCGUAAGUAUAUAGACAUUUAACACAGUUUAUUUGGUUGAAAUUAAAUUUCCGCUUUUUUCUUACAAAAAUAA
This is a messenger RNA of Bactrocera dorsalis (oriental fruit fly), 819 nucleotides long. RefSeq lists its product as uncharacterized. NCBI's taxonomy places the organism in Eukaryota, Metazoa, Arthropoda, Insecta, Diptera, Tephritidae. The transcript has 2 exons. The record is from RefSeq and is a predicted model, not a curated record. The coding region runs from base 163 to 507 and encodes 114 amino acids.